AUGCGAGAAGUAACUGUUAACGGAUACGAGGAAGUAACCAAAGCGAUCUCGUCCGCGAAUGGUCGAGUCUUCGUUCUGUUCACAGGAUCGAAAAUUGACGGAAAAAGUUGGUGUCCCGAUUGUGUUUCUGCUGAGCCGUUCAUAGAGUCAGUGACACACAAAGAAGACGUUAAGUCACUCGAUGCUACAUUUAUAACUUGUUUCGUUGGAGCAAGAGAUUAUUGGAAAGACCCUAAGUGCCCAUUCCGAACGGAUCCAACGUACAAGCUCACCUGCAUACCUACUUUGAUCGAGUGUGGAAAAAAGGCAAGAAAUACUACGUUCAUAAGAAGUUUUGGAAACGUUUUAUAUUUCUUCACUGAGGAUUCUUCCUCACCCAAGGAUUGUUAG
Molecule: messenger RNA, 390 nt
Organism: Haemonchus placei
Lineage: Eukaryota; Metazoa; Nematoda; Chromadorea; Rhabditida; Trichostrongylidae
Source: the annotation of a GenBank genome assembly